This is a messenger RNA of Cyphellophora europaea CBS 101466, 480 nucleotides long. RefSeq lists its product as uncharacterized. The coding region runs from base 1 to 480 and encodes 159 amino acids. The transcript has a single exon. The record is from RefSeq and is a predicted model, not a curated record. Lineage: Eukaryota; Fungi; Ascomycota; Eurotiomycetes; Chaetothyriales; Cyphellophoraceae.
AUGGUGUAUGCGAAGCGCCGUCCGGCUAUGCCACGCAACAGCAACUUCAAACCUCGCCCCGACAGCGAUGAAGACGGCCAGUCAAAGAUUUGCGGCAAAGACUCGACUCGCAGCUCGACCGACAGCACAGAACUUUCCAACCUCCCUGAUGCUUCCAAAAAAGCCGUGGACCAAAACAACCAUACCGCUGCCAUGCCUAUUAACGACACCUUCCUGAAGAAAGGGCACGGCUCCGGGCACAACUGCCCUUCAAAGGAUUCCGCGACCACUCACCCCUUCUGCCACCGAUGCUACAAGAAACAGCACGGUGGCCACUGCCCAUCUUGCAACUUCGUCGUCAGCUGGAAAUACGGCUGCGGCAACCACGGCUGGAAGGGUUACGAGCUGAAUGCAACGCCUCAAGAGAUCCUCAUAGGACCAGAAUGGGAUUCCGAGAAUCUCGAGGCGCGGUUCGUUGAGCGUGCCCUCCCACGUGGCUAA